AUUGGCUGUCGCUGGGGUUCGGCGACGCUGAUUGGUUGCUGCCUGUUUCCGGGGCUCCAUUCCAUUAGUGACGUUUUCCCAGUCGCCGUGAGACAGAUUGGGGAGAAUGGCUGCCAGUGGAGACAUAGGAAAGCUGUUACAAGUACAGAAUGGGACUCCAGCAAGCACAAGCUACAACGGGGUAGAUGCCCUACAUGCCUGUAACAUCCUCCAACAGCUUAAAGCCUUGUACGACGAAGCUCAGCUGACUGACAUUGUCGUGGAAGUGGACCAUGGCAAGACAUUUUCUUGUCACAGAAAUGUCCUCGCUGCCAUCAGCCCUUACUUCAGAUCCAUGUUCACAAGUGGCCUUACUGAGAGCAGUCAGCGGGAGGUGCGGAUUGUUGGCGUCGAGUCAGAGUCCAUGCAUUUGGUCCUGGACUAUGCUUACACCUCACGUGUCACUCUCACCGAGUCUAACGUGCAGGCACUGUUCACCGCUGCCAGCAUCUUCCAGAUCCCAGCCCUCCAAGACCAAUGUGCCCAGUUCAUGAUCAGCCGUUUGGACCCUCAGAACUGCAUUGGGGUCUUCAUGUUCGCAGAUGCUUAUGGCCACCAGGAGCUGCGGGAGCGCUCGCAGGAUUACAUCCGCAAGAAGUUCCUGUGCGUGAUGGGAGAGCAGGAGUUCCUUCAUCUGACCAAAGAGCAGCUGGUCAGCAUUCUCAACAGUGACGAUUUGAACGUGGAAAAAGAGGAGCACGUGUACGAAAGCAUUGUGCACUGGCUGGAGUAUGACUGCUCACGUCGGGAGGCAGAUUUACCGGAGGUUUUUGCCAAAUGCAUCCGCUUGCCCCUGCUGGACGAGGCCUUUCUGAGCCGUAUACCCCCAGCCUUCGCCCUGGCCUUGUCCAGGGACUCCUCGGAUAAGGGUCGGCUCAACGGCACCAACGGCUGCCCGCAGCGGCUGGGUAUGACUGCAUCCGAGAUGGUCAUCUGCUUCGACGCGGCUCACAAGCACUCAGGGAAGAAGCAGACCGUGCCUUGCCUGGACAUUGCUGCCGGGAAGGUGUACAAGCUGUGCAAGCCACCUAAUGACCUCAGAGAGGUUGGCAUUUUGGUCUCGUCAGAGAACGACAUCUUCAUCGCUGGAGGCUAUCGGCCAAGCAAUAGCGAGGUGUGCAUCGACCAUCGCGCAGAGAGCGACUUCUGGCAGUACGAACAUGCUGGCAACAGGUGGCUCCCACGAUCGCCCAUGUUGCGGGCGCGCAUCGGCUGCAAACUGGUACACUGCUACGGGAAACUCUACGCUCUGGGUGGUCGAGUGUACGAAGGGGACGGACGAAAUGCUUUGAAAUCCGUGGAGUGCUAUGAUGCCAGGGACAACUGCUGGACGGCGGUCAGUCCCAUGCCGGUGGCCAUGGAGUUCCACAGCAUAGUAGAGUAUAAAGACCGCAUCUAUGUGCUGCAAGGAGAGUACUUCUUCUGUUUUGACCCUCGCAAAGACUACUGGGGGCAUUUACCAUCCAUGAACGUUCCCCGUUCUCAAGGCUUGGCUGCCCUGUACAAAAACUGCAUCUACUACAUAGCAGGCAUCUGCAGGAACCACCAGCGCACGUUUACGGUCGAGGUGUACGACAUCGAGCAGAACACCUGGUGCCGUAAAAGAGACCUCCCGUUUGACCAAGCGACCAGCCCCUACAUCAAGGUGCUCCUGCUUCAGGGCAGACUGCACCUGUUUGUUCGAGCUACACAAGUCAUGGUAGAAGAGCACGUGUUCCGCACCAGCCGCAAGAACUCUCUCUACCAGUACGACGACGAAGCCGACCAAUGGACAAAGGUCUACGAGACGCCGGACCGCCUCUGGGACCUCGGCCGCCAUUUCGAGUGCGUGGUGGCCAAACUAUAUCCUCAGUGUCUUCAGAAAGUGCUGUGAGGAGGGGGAAGAUCAUAUACAACGUGUGCUGUUUGAGACAGCGGAUCAAUAUUUUUGCAGAAGGGGGAUGGUGGUACUGCUCAACACAUGGUGCUGUUUGUGUCCCCGACACCAGAACUGCAGGGGAAGUCUUAAAGCGUUAAAGGUUUCAAUCAAUAAACUCGAGGGUGCUGUUCGGAAAAACGCAGUAUUUUAUGUUCGACAAUUGUGCGCCAAGCACCCACGCAAUCGCUUGUUUUACAGUUAGAAAAGUGAAUCAUAAGUGCAAUUAUCUUUUGUUUUUGUUUCGCAGAUGUCGAGUCGUUUCUGCUCCAUUAUAUCGUUGCUGUUUUGGUUUGGGUUGUUGGCAUGCGUCGUUGGCGAACAUGAGCAGUGUGUCAACAGUUGAGUAAAAUAAAAGAAAAAAAAGUGAAAUGAAUAUAUAAAGCUAUAAAUAUUCAUACGGGUAUGAUGAGCGUUUUGGCUCACUGUUGGUGUGAAUACUGAAUAUUUUUAAAAUGUCAUUUCUUUCAGGUUUUCAAAUAAAUGCGUUGAUCCAUGCCACCUACAAAAAGAUUUGCUUAAGAAUUUAGUUAGAUUAUUAAUGGAAAGUUAUUUGUUUGCCAAGACAGGUGCAUGUACGUAGGUGGCUCUUUUUUACAUUUUUGAUUUUUCUUUUCCUUUUUAAGUCAACCCAUGUGCUAUAACUAUAACAGUUUUAAUUUUCAUUCAGACUCUGCUUUUAUGUUUCGUUGAGCCCAGCUCCCACAUCCAAAUCUAUAUCUUUGCAAUUUCGCAUCACCAGCCAGAUCUUUAGUGAGGUUACAAGAUUUUACUCAGUCUCCAUAUUGGAGAAGAACUAAGGAUACCAGCUUUAUGUGUAGCUGAAAUCAAAAGCGGGCAAUUUGUUGACAGCCAAACACAGCUCAGAUCAGGAGAGGACAUCGAUAGGGUUGGCCAAAAUGUGGAUGCCUACAUUCCACCGUCAUUUGUGACUCUGAAACCUGCAGGUGAGGUUGGAGUAUAGAUGCCUCCAAAAUGCCAAAACGAGUUCAAGGAGUCUUAGCCUGCACCCCACGGCAGCAAUAACAGGCGUUCUGUCAUUGUUCCUUAGAUAAAGUGCAUUAGAAACUUAAGCGAUGAUGUUUCCAUGAAGAAUUCCAGAAAAGUGGCCUUUGUUUUGCCACCGUAGGCUGGUUAACGUUCAGUGAGAUGUGUUGCUAUCCAGGGAUGUUACAGUGCCUGUUCACAUAAAAAAAACAAAACAAGCCCAGGCAUCAGUAAUGGAGUGCGAAAAAGCCGCUCUGACGUCUUACAGUUUGGUUUGCUUCUGCACUACGGUGCUUUGACUUUAGGAAAUCCAGUCCUCCUAUAUUAGCGUUUCCAUGCCCUGUAAAUGAACACUCUCUUUCUUUCUUCCCAUCCCCUCAUCUUCCAGUCUCAAACUAUGGAGAAGAAGAAUUGUUUUUGGUGCUGCUUUUUUGACAAUCUUGUACAGUGAUUUUACAGCCAUUUGUCAUUGCUCGACACUUCCAAAAGUCGUCAGUCUUAUAAGUUAUUGUCUCUCGACGUUCGUUUUGUUUCUCCAGCCUCAUGUUUAUUUCGUCAUGCAGGUUCCUGAUUUUGCACUACAUUAUUUCCUCCCUUGAAAGCGACUCUGUUUUCAGACACAGAGACUGAGGACGUGGUAAACGACGUCUUUAAAUAGGACGGCUGAUGCGCUCUCUCAUGUCGGGCUCUUUGGCGCCCGCGAGGCCCAAGCUUCAUCUGAGGCUUUGGUGAAGGGAGAGGGAUGAGAAAUCGCAUUGGCUUUGGUGCAGUUGCCGCACGUUUCACACACUUGCAUACGCUCAGUAGCACGGGAACCAGAAAUGGACACUUCUCAGGAUUAUUGUCGAUACACAGUACUGUAUUUAAAUGGUUUGUUGUAUGUGUAAUAUACUGUACCAUAUGUUUGCUGUACUUGCACAGUUUUUUUGUUUUUGUUUUUUGUCCUUUAUUUCUAACUUGAAAAAUAGAUGUUUUUUGUUUUGUUUUUCCUCCUUUCGGAUGGGUGUGUGUGUUAUUUUUCUUUCUAGUUUUAAUAUUUACUCUUAGGUUUGUUAGAGUUUUUGAUUUUCCUCUGUUAAAAAAAAUUGUGAAUCACAAAACAUGGACAUUAACAUAAGCAUUUUCUUUUUUUUUUCCUCAGUGUGUUCUUUUGUUUCUUAGUGGUUGCGUCAGUCUUAAGGAAUACAAAGCAUUACAGAAAAUAAGUUAUGGCAGUGCUAUUUUCCAAAGCACCAGUCUGUCUAGAUGUUGAAAGCUUUGAAAGAAUUUAUAAAUUAUACUUUUGUGUUGUUGGCUGCUGCAGGUGUGAAUGCUCUACAGCCAGUUCUUUCAUUUGUCACGGCUUGCAGUUAAUUUAUCCUCAGACAUUAAAACAGUGUUUUAUUUUC
Molecule: messenger RNA, 4329 nt
Organism: Labeo rohita (rohu)
Lineage: Eukaryota; Metazoa; Chordata; Actinopteri; Cypriniformes; Cyprinidae
Gene: kbtbd8
Product: kelch repeat and BTB (POZ) domain containing 8
Exons: 4
Coding region: 107-1912 (601 amino acids)
Biological process (GO): neural crest cell development
Molecular function (GO): protein binding
Source: RefSeq, a predicted model, not a curated record